Molecule: messenger RNA, 1444 nt
Organism: Callorhinchus milii (elephant shark)
Lineage: Eukaryota; Metazoa; Chordata; Chondrichthyes; Chimaeriformes; Callorhinchidae
Gene: umad1
Product: UBAP1-MVB12-associated (UMA) domain containing 1
Exons: 4
Coding region: 91-525 (144 amino acids)
Source: RefSeq, a predicted model, not a curated record
GGGAUUUUAGUCCUGGAAAAGCAAGACUUUUGCCAUUUGGGAACCCAAUGUCAGCAUGGGUGUACAGUAAGGAUAGCCUUGGAGAGUGAAAUGCUAACUUUUCUGGGAAUUCGAAAGAACACAGAGUCGCCCAAGAAAAGCUCAACAUCUGAGAAGGAGGCAGAUGGAUUUAUUCUUCUAGGAGAAACAGUGAGUGAGCGGGAACAGGAGAAGACCAGCUUGGAAUUUGGACGAGGGACAAGCACACACGGGCAGCUGCCGCAGGGAGAAGCAACAAACAUAUACCCUGCACUAACAGAGGAAACAGCGACUGCUGAACAGAUGAACCAACCGGAAGAAAAUACUUCUUUAGCUGUGGAGCUCCUUGGUGAUGUUCCAUUCACUUUAGCGCCUCACAUUCUGGCAUUGCAGGCCAGUUUUCACGAUUUCCCAGACGCCUUAAAACUACCUAAGGAUGUAAAUGAGAAUUUAGCAAACUUCUGGUAUGAUUUUACUCUGGAAAACUCUGUACUUUAUGAUUCCUAAUUAAUGUUCUAUUUUGCAAUAUAAAUCUUGUUUACAGCAUUCUAUAUAUUUCAGCAAAAUUUGGCAGUAUUUUUGUUCUAUUUUCUGAUGCAAAUUGAUUUUCUUUGAUGUUAUUGAUCAGUAACUUCACUGGGCACCAGUCAACCCUCACAAACAAAAGAUUGUGAGUGCUUGUUUGAGUAAAAACUGUUACCUCAUUGAAAGGAAUGAUCAGUUUGGCUACUAUAGGAAAGCUGUAUUCUUCUUGAGGUACAGUGUGAUAGGAGGGGGAAAUUAACAUUCAGUUCAUCACCAUCCACAUUGAGCCUCCAGCUGGAUGAUCAUAGACAGAAUAGAAUUGAUCAGAGGUCAUGGGGAGUUCUGCAACUCAGCUUGGCUGAAGAAGAAUGAGAGAGAAUUAUUUUCAUCUUUUAAGCAAGUCAAUUGAUAUAAAAUAUCAAUAUCAAAAAAAAGUCUAGUAUACAUUCAGCAUCUAAACAAUUCGUGGGGAUAUUGGUUAGUUUUUUUNCUUCUAUAAUUAAUGUUGUCUUAAAUGUACGGAAAAAUAUGUGGCCUUUAUGUGCGAUGGAAAUAAAAUGAUAUAUUCUACUAUACACAUGUUCUAUUAAAUAUGUCCAUAUAUGCUUGUUGGCGACCCAAAGCACUAAUAGGUAAUGUGGUCGUAUUCUCUAUCUCCAAUUUAAAUAAUUCAGUCAGUUAAUAUAAUAUGUUCUUCAUUGACUGCAGGAUCUACCUAAUUGCCUAUUUAUAAUGGUGAUGAUUAUUUUUCUGACUUAUUGAUAUAGUUUUGAAUUUUGAAAGAAUGUUUUAUUAGUACUAGAGAAUGGGAUAAUACUUUAAUUUGUAAUUGUAUUGCAUUGCAAUUUAUCUAAGUUGCUGAAUUGAGAUUUGAUGCCUAAAUAAAGUUUAUUGAAUUAUU